AUGAUUAGUAAUUUGUUCUUAAAGAAAUCAACAGCAACAUUGUUUGGUAACAAUUGUUGUAGGUUGCUGAGUCUACAGCAGCUGCAGCAACCACAACAGAGUAAAAGAUAUAUGAUGUCGAUUCUCUCAAAGAGAGGACACACCGGUGUGACUAUGGGCGGUGGUCAACCAACAGCUUUGAGACCAUCGGCUAAAGUCAGAAGAGACGUAAUGAGAAAGCAGAGUAAACUGGUCGAUCCUAAUAGCUCUGAAUAUAAACUAUCACAACAUCUGCAACAACAGGAACAAGAAAUAAGAAACAAGAAUAUACCGACUACAACAAACUCUGGCAUCGCAGUACCUCACUCAAAGAAGAAAUCAAUCAACGACAAUGAAAAUAAUAACAGCAAUAGUCAACAAGAAGGAAAAGAUGUAAAUUUACAAGAAUCUACUUUACAGACCAUCAUUGGUUCAACUAAUGAUGAAGAACUAAUGUAUAGAUUAAUGAUUAACGAAAUGAAUUCUGAAAGAAGAUAUAGUGAAAUGAUACAUCAAUUAAUUGUUGACAUACCAGAGUGGCAAGAUUACAAUAAUGAAGUACUGAGAACUUUAAAACAAAUAGAAAUAGAUUUUCAUGCAUAUGAAGGAACGGCUUCAUGGAUUUCAUAUGAGCAUUUCGAGAAGAGAAGAAUCAGAGAAGUCGAACAGAUCAGACAAAGACAUUAUAAACGUGUUUCAAUGGCAGUAGACGUGCGAUUGGAACAAUAUUCAAUGGAGUUGGACAAGCAAAUCGAACAAAAGAUUGAAACCAUUAAAACAGAGAAAGGUCUGACAGAGGCACAGAUGAGAGCAAGCAAAGAGUAUGCCUAUCUCUUUGAAUCGGACGAUGACAAGACACCUGCAGAAAUGGAAGCCGACAGACUGGCAGAGCAAAAGAAGGAGGACGAACAAGACGAAUUCGAUCUUGCCAUUGAGCGUGCAAUGGGCAACGACAAACACUUGCUAGAAACCGAAAAGAUUCCGGAGGAAGUGAAAAUGCUCUAUCACAGAACCAUGGGUACCACCUACAAACGUAAAGACGAGCACUUUGACCAUCAAUUCGAAAUGGAACCAAUGGGUCAAACCAACAAACACUCUUUUGAUGAUUCCGAUUUCGAUUUGAAAGAUAUUUUGAAAACAAUGACAAACAACAACAACAACAACAACAAACCAGAUAGUAAAAAAUAA
Messenger RNA from Heterostelium album PN500, 1206 nucleotides. RefSeq lists its product as uncharacterized. Bases 1 to 1206 code for a protein of 401 amino acids. The transcript has 3 exons. Lineage: Eukaryota; Evosea; Eumycetozoa; Acytosteliales; Acytosteliaceae. The record is from RefSeq and is a predicted model, not a curated record.